CUCCCAUAGCUUGCCUGCAAAAGUCUCUGAUGCUCAUUAUUAUUAUUGUCAUCUUGUCAUUUUCAGUAGUGUGAAAAUGCAUGGGGUUUGUGUCACUGGGAGAGUGUUCUUUCCAGACCGGAUGAUGAGGUGUGUGGCUCUGAAUGGGCAAGGCUUCCUGAGUCUUGACCCCAGAGACAACUAUGGUCCCAUUGGUAAGAGAAACGAGAGGGAGAGCUGCACCUCUGGCUCUUCUCUAGGAUCCUUGCCCUUAGGGUCUGGGAAUUGGCUUGUGGAAUUGGUUGUGGUCCUCCAGCAACCCUAGGCGUCCGUCCCUUCCUGAAUUAUUGCCUGUUUUUCUUCAGCUGUUCCUACUUUUCCGACCUCUUACCAGCAGCCUCAUUUUCUCAACCACUUAGGGAGCUUGAGCUGGGCGGGUCAUUGCUGUUGGAAGUUCCUGCUUUCUAUUGGACAGCCUUUCUUCCCGGCCUGUGGGUUUGCCUUUAAGGAAGGGGUAGAACCUUUCCCAGGGAGGCCUUCUUGGGCUGAACCACACCUUUUUUGGAGGCAGGAAGGGAAAAGGCAUCAUCACUUGCAGAACUGGUGGUGUGGGAGGCCCUGCUCCCUCAGGAUCACCUGGCUCCUCAGGGCUGAGCAGCUGCUGAGGAGGCGGCAGGACUGGGAGUGCCCUAGUUAUUCCAUUUAUCUCGCUGGGGACAACUGUGCAGAUAGGAGAUGAGACUUGCAUCUCUCUCCUUUGGUCAGCCAGGUUCAAGGCAGUAUAUUUUAGCCCUGUCCUUUCCUAUUUGCCUUGCUUUUAGGCAGAGAGGAAGCUUGUUCCCUGAACAAAACAAAAGGAGGCGACAGGAGACAGUGCACAGCAAGGGAAAUCCAGUACUACUAGAAAUCGGCCCCAAACACUGGUUUCACACUCUUGGUUCAGCAUACUAAGUGUCUGAUUUGGGGUUUCACUGAAAUCGUUUGCCACAAAUGUAAUUUCCACAGGCUGCUUGGGAUUUAGGCCCUUGUACACAGACACACAGAUACAAAUGAAGUGGUCCGGGAGCUGUCCGGUCCCCUUCUGCCUCCGGGCUCUCGCGGGAGCGGGCCUCUCCGGAGUACUCGCGCUUCCCCCCCAGCCCCCAGAGGGCGCUGUGGUCCACACCGCCGCACUGCCGGAGGCGUCCCCGGGGUGGAGCCUCUCCGGCAGCCGCCUCCGCCUCCGCGAUCGCAAACCCGGAAGACGUGCUCGGGCAGCUGGAGUGUGCGGGCCUGCUGGGCACGGCCAUGCAGCCCCUGGAGGUAGGUCUGGUUCCCGCUCCAGCUGGGGAGCCGAGACUGACCCGCUGGCUGCGGCGAGGCAGUGGGAUCUUGGCGCACCUGGUAGCUUUGGGCUUCACCAUCUUUCUGACAGCGCUGUCCCGGCCAGGAACCAGUCUUUUCUCCUGGCACCCUGUAUUUAUGGCCUUGGCGGGUGUAUGAGAGGACCUCCUUUUUCUCAGGCCUCCAAACCAGACAUGAAGCUUACUGCUCUCUCCUAUGUUCACAGUUCUGCCUCUGCAUGGCCGAAGCCAUCCUACUCUUCUCACCUGAACACUCCCCGUUCUUUUUCUGCUCCCGAAAAGCUCGGAUCCGGCUCCACUGGGCAGGGCAGACCCUAGCCAUCCUCUGUGCAGCUCUGGGCCUGGGCUUCAUCAUCUCCAGCAGGACCCGCAGUGAAUUGCCUCAUCUGGUGUCCUGGCACAGCUGGGUAGGAGCCCUGACACUGCUGGCCAUUGGUGGCCAGGCACUGUGUGGGCUCUACCUCCUCUGUCCUCGGGCAGCCAGAGUCUCGAGGGUGGCUCGCCUCAAGCUCUACCAUCUGACAUGUGGACUGGUGGUCUACCUGAUGGCUACAGUAACGGUGCUUCUGGGCAUGUACUCAGUCUGGUUCCAGGCCCAGGUCAAAGGUGCAGUGUGGUACCUGUGCCUGGCACUGCCUGUGUAUCCAGCCCUUGUGAUCAUGCACCAGAUCUCCAGAUCCUACUUACCAAGGAAGAAAAUGGAAAUGUGAGUUCCUGCAAACUCUGAAUCUAGGUGGGACAUUUGCCUUGGACUUCAUGGUUCCUUUGGUGGUCUACAAGGGAUCUGUUUCAGAAGUGGUCAGGUUUUUGCAUUUCUUGGCUGGUCCAGGGACUGCAGAAACCAAAGUUGCUAUUGCUGAGGAAUAAUUCAGUGGGUCAAAAUGGGGAAACGUACUGGGUACGAGUGGAAGGUGAUGGAGAGCCUGAUCCUGAAGCCUCUACUUGAUGAGAGUCAGUUUUGGGUGGUGCUAGUGAUGUGCUGGUGGUCAUUUCUUGCUUGUGUGCCUGAUGAAAAAUUGUAAGUUAUGAAUGGCCUCCAUGGAAAUUUGGCUUACUUUUAAGAAAGGAGUGUGAUGUAGUGGAGAGAGCCCAUGGGUCUUGUUUAUGGGAUGUGGCACUCUCAGGCUCUGAUGUACAACCUUAGGUACAUCCCAUACCUUAAGACCUCCGUUUCUUCAUCUGUGAAAUGUUUCUAAGCAGUCUCUAAGUCCCUUCCAUCUUAAUAUUCAACAUCUGUCAGGUCCAUGUCUCAGAACACCCUCCCAGCUGGGAACCAUGUGGACCACUUAGCAGACUUGGGGUAGUUCUUCACUCUCCUGUUUCUCCCCUGGAGGGACAGCUCUGCCCUUGAGGCCCUUCAGAAAUUUGUGCUGAUUUGGUCCCUGUACCAGGGCAUAGGGGGGUCAGACACUGUGGAGAGAAGGGACUCAGAUGAGGGUCUUCUGGACUCUAAGACAGUGAAGGCAUUAAAGUCACUUUAAGGCUUUAGGAGGAGCAGGAGGGCACUGGCAUCUUCCUUCAGCCCACCUCAGGAUCUGGGCUUUCUGAGCCAAAGAAAACAAAGUUUCUCUGGUUCCCCCUCUUGCCUUUUUUGUUAUCUAAGCUUUCCUCAGUUGUCAUCUCUUGCCAGCUCUUUGGUCCAAGAGGGGACUGGGUUUGGUGCCAGCUGGCAAAUGAGGGCUGGCCUCUCUUCCCCACAGAGAACCCCCCUCCUUGUUGCAGCUGAAAGUAGUUCCCCAGACUGCCCUCGGUGGCGAGGACUGGACCAGGAAAGUGCUGCUGAGGCAGGUACACAUAGCUCACAGGGAACGCUGGGAAGCCUGGGGUGUAGGCGCUGGAGCUCCAGUUCCUGGGAGCAGGGCAGGUGUUCUUAGAUGUUAAUGUUGUGGAUGACCUGGGUCUUCUGAAGAUUCAGGUCCUCCUCUCCGUGUAGCUCAGAAGAAAGGAGGUUGGUGUGAUUCAAUAGUACAAGAAUGGAGACAGCAAGGGCAGAAGUGUCCUCUCUGUGUACCUCAUUAUGCCCCUCCUGGGGGAGACUGCAUCUUCCAGGACAAGCAUCUAAAGGAGGCCCCUGCUGUGCAGAGGGGUGAUUGUUCCUGUCUCUUUCAUUGUCCUCCCUGCUCUCAAACUAUCCAGUGUGGUGUGAACUCGGAAGAAACAGUUACUGGGGCUGCAUGGAGAAUCUCACCUGUGGUGAUUUUGAUCCAGGGACUGCAUCUCCUCUUCCCACAUCACAGCCAAUGCUGAGGGGCUCACGCUACCUGCAGCAGGGUAGGAGGGCCAGGCAAAGUUCACCAGCUUGCUCUGAGAGCAAGCAGGCAAUGCCGUAAAGCCUGAGCCUGCCUGAGGUGCUGCCUCCUCCCAGGUGGUGCGGGGGCUGAUGGGCGGGCGGGCAGGCAUGCUGACAGCCGGCAGUUUGCGUGGGCUGUGCCAUCUGAUGUCUAUUCCCAGCCCUGGGAGGAAGGGGGAGUCAUUUAUAUUCUGCAGGAGGAAGGGGCCCCAGCUGUCGCCUUUCUGACCAGCGGGCCUGGAGGGCAGGGGCACAGAGCAGAGAGGAGGGCACAGGUGGUCUCCUGCUUAGCCUGGUCUGACUGCAGUAUAGGAACAGGUCACCAGGAGGAGCCCUUCAUCCUGCCAGGCCGGAUUGUGGAGUGACUUCCCUCCCCCGUUUCCAUUUCUCCAUCACCACCUGUCCUCACAUCCUGGGGCAGCAGCUGGACAGCCAUUAGAACUCAGUGCCAGGGCACUCUUCCUCCAGCUGGGAUCUCAGUGGCUCCCAGCUUCAUGACCUCCUGCUUGUAUGUUCCCUCCUCCUCCAUCCUCUGUUCCACGCACCUCCCCUUUUCUCCUUAUGUUUGGGGUAUUCGCUUGGUUCCUCCGCAAGGAAGCAAACGCCUUGGAGGAGAAGCACGUGGUUGCCCUUUUGUCCUUGCUCCCUGGCUAGGGAAAGCUGCUAGUGGUCAGCCUGUUUUGCCUUAAAAAAAAAAAAAAAAAAAAAGCCAGGGCAGGGUGCUUAGAUUUUAAAAAUUUGUGUGUCAUUUGCACAAAUUUUCCUAUCAAGCUAAGUCCUGAUUCCAUUUGAUUAUAUUCCAAGUUUGAUUAUAUUCAGAUUCAACCUUGAGGACAUUAGAAAUAUAGAUGGCUUCUGUAUCCAAAUCUGAACAGAAAUGAGAUUACCUUUCUGGGUUCAGCUACCCCUCCCAAACCCCCAUCUUUCCUGUAACUACCCCUCCUCUGACCCCCAUCACGGCUGGAGUGGUAUGGAAUGAGAGGAGCUCUGUGUUGGGGAAGUCCUCCAUCCUCACCUUCUUCGCUCUUAAGUGGUAGGCUGUUAGUACUUGCCAGGCUGGGCCUCCUCUCCCCCGACCCUUUCACAAGGCAGACUGCCCUUCCCCACUCACUGGCCCAUCCUUUCUUUCUCAUUGUCCCACCUUCUUCCACCCCCGUGCAUGGAUGCUAUAGACCUUUUUUUUUUUUUUUUUUUUUUUGAGAUGGAGUCUCACUCUGUCCCUAGGCUGGAGUGCAGUGGCAUGAUCUCGGCUCACUGCAACCUUUGCCUUUCAGGUUCAAACAAUUCUCCUGCCUCAGCCUCCUGAGUAGCUGGGACUACAGGCACCUGCCCACCAUAUAUUUGUAUUUUUAGUAGAGACGGGGUUUCUCCAUGUUGUACAGGAUGGUCUUGAUCUCUUGACCUCGUGAUCUGCCCACCUCGGCCUCCCAAAGUGCUGGGAUUACAGGCGUGAGCCACUGCGCCUGGCCAGGUCUUGUUUUUAAAAUCUCACUGUGGGAGAUUCAGGCAUUCUCCCUGAGCCAGCUGGCUGCUGUGCCAAGGCCUGUUCAGAGUUAAUGAUAAUCAUUAGCUGAAUGGUGCUGGGGCCUUUCAGCUUCAGAUCUCUAAGCACUUGCAGGCCGAGUCAGCCAGCCCUGACCUUAGCCCUCUUCCUGGGUUGCAGAGUAUAACAGAAUGGGGAGGCACUGUGGGAAGGAAGUCAGGAAAUCUUGCUGCUAGCCACACCUUGCAAUGUCUGUCUUCUGGGAGUGGGCAGAGAGUCCUCUCAGUAAACUUGCAAAAAUAAGACUUGCACCUGACAAAGGUCAAGAUAUGUAGGGAACACAGGGUAGGCUCACUGACUGUGGUGGUGGCAGGGGUGGCUGUUGAGCCUCAACUUCUAGUACUCCUGCCCUUCCUUCUGUUUACCUGUCUUGGCCUCCAGGGUGCACUCCUCAAGCCCAAGCAUUUCUGGGGCUCCUCUGCAAGCUUAGAGAGCAGGGAGGCUUCUGGUAGUGCUCCUGAUGCUCCUGUGUCUGGUUGGCACAAAUCCUGUGUAACAUGAAAUGAAAGGUGCAUCGGCCUGGGGGCUGGGAAACCUGCGGUAUGAAUUUACUCCGUCCCUAUCACUGGUGUGGCCGUGGGCAAACCACUUAUUGCUUGACCUACCUCACAGGGAUGUUGUGAGGGUUAGAUGGGAGAAUGAAUCUUAAUAGGAAUUGGAAAGUUCAAAGCAUUAAACUAAACACAUGUAAACAGGUGGUA
This is a messenger RNA of Callithrix jacchus (white-tufted-ear marmoset), 5856 nucleotides long. RefSeq names its product cytochrome b561 family member D1 (gene CYB561D1). The record is from RefSeq and is a predicted model, not a curated record. Lineage: Eukaryota; Metazoa; Chordata; Mammalia; Primates; Cebidae. Gene Ontology annotation, molecular function: transmembrane monodehydroascorbate reductase activity.